Carassius carassius (crucian carp) is the source of this 790-nucleotide messenger RNA. RefSeq names its product beta-crystallin B1-like. Lineage: Eukaryota; Metazoa; Chordata; Actinopteri; Cypriniformes; Cyprinidae. Gene Ontology annotation, biological process: visual perception; lens development in camera-type eye. The coding region runs from base 164 to 790 and encodes 208 amino acids. Gene Ontology annotation, molecular function: structural constituent of eye lens. The record is from RefSeq and is a predicted model, not a curated record. The transcript has 6 exons.
GCCUGGUCUCAUUCUGCUCUAGAAGUACUGCUGGCAUAUAUGUAUAUAAAACCCUUUCGAAGCCUGGAUCCCUUUUACAUUCGGGCCUUGGCAUCCUUUCCUCUGCCAGCACUCCUAUUGCAUUCCAUUGCUCUGUGCCUGACUGCAAAAUCUUGCUUCAGCCAUGUCACACACUGCUGUACAAGGAAGUAUGGGUAGUCGCUAUGCCACAGGAAUAAGCUCCAACAGAAUAUAUCUGUUUGAGUAUGAGAAUUUCCAAGGGCGCAUGAUGGAGCUGAGUGGAGAGUGUCGUAACAUCUGUGACAAGGGUUUCAAUCAUGUGGGCUCCAUCAGAGUGGAGUGUGGGCCAUGGGUAGGUUUUGAACAACAGGAUAUGUCCGGUGAGAUGUUCAUGCUUGAGAGGGGUGAAUACCCACGCUGGGACACUUGGUCCAACAGCUACCGUUGUGAUCGUCUCAUGUCUGUCCGGCCCGUUAGAAUGGACCCACAGGACCAUAGAAUCUGCCUGUAUGAAUGCAUGAACUUUGAUGGUCGUAAGAUGGAGGUUUCUGAUGAGGACAUCCCAAGUUUGUGGUGCUUCGGCUUCCAGGACAGAGUCGCCAGCAUUAAAGUAAAUGGUGGAACGUGGGUUGGAUAUCAGUAUCCAGGCUACCGUGGAUAUCAGUACCUGUUUGAAUUUGGAUCCUACAAACACUGGAAUGAAUGGGGCGCACAUCACCCCCAGAUCCAGUCUGUGCGAAGAGUAAGGGACAUGCACACCCAUCCCAGAGGCUGCUUCGAGAUGGCAUAA